This is a messenger RNA of Polypterus senegalus (gray bichir), 2417 nucleotides long. Its product is annotated as tripartite motif-containing protein 16-like. NCBI's taxonomy places the organism in Eukaryota, Metazoa, Chordata, Cladistia, Polypteriformes, Polypteridae. The coding region runs from base 1 to 1380 and encodes 459 amino acids. The record is from RefSeq and is a predicted model, not a curated record. Gene Ontology annotation, molecular function: zinc ion binding; protein binding. The transcript has 5 exons.
AUGGCUGAAGCCCAGCUGUUUGUAUCACAGGAUGAGUUCACCUGCUCGGUGUGUCUGGACACCCUGACUGACCCCGUCACCAUCCUCUGUGGACAUAAUUUCUGUCUGAAGUGCCUCACGGACUGCUGGGAUCAGAAUCAAGAGUGCAGCUGUCCUCAGUGCAGACACACCUUCACCACAAGGCCUGAGCUGAACAGAAACACUCUGCUGAAUGAAAUCGUUAAGAAAUUAAAGAAGACGACACUCAGUCCUCCUCAGUCUCAGAGUUAUGCUGGCCCUGGAGAUGUGGAGUGUGACUUCUGUACUGGGAAGAAAUUCAGAGCAGUGAAGUCCUGUCUAACCUGCAUGGCCUCCUACUGUCAGACUCACCUGCAGCUUCACUAUGAAGGAGACACCUGGAAGGGACACAAGCUGGUUGAUCCUGAUAGAAAUCUGAAGGAGAAACUCUGUGAGAAACAUCAGAAAAGUCUGGAGAUGUUUUGCAAAACUGAUGAGACAUGUAUCUGCAUGAUGUGUGUGGUGACUGGACAUAAAAAUCAUGAAAUAGUCGAGCUGGAGAUGGAAAGAGAAGAAAAAGAGUCAGAGACCAAGGACCAUCUCCACUUCCUACAGACUUUCUCGUCUCGCUGUGUCCUUCCUGCUGAUGGAGACUCGCUGAGCUUCACUGUCACCGCUGAUUUCUCAUUUCAGGGAAUGAGAAAGGAGCUGUCAGGUCUGAAAAAGAGUUUGGAGUGGAUCAGCCAGAGGGAUAUCAUGACCUGGACUCCAUCAGCUCAUGAAGCUCCAGUUUUCACCCUCCAGCCUCCUGAACCUCAGAGCAGAGAUGACUUUUUAAAAUACUUCUGUCCCCUCACACUGGACAUCGACACGGCACACAGAUACCUCCGUCUGUCUGAAGGGACCAAGAUGGUGACACGUGAGAAGACAGAAGCCAAAUAUCCUGAUCAUCCUGACAGAUUUGACUACUGGCCUCAAGUUCUGUGCAGAGAGGCUUUGACUGGGACUCGCUGUUACUGGGAGGUGGAGUGCAGUGGAGGUGAACUGGUGAUUGGAGUCGCAUAUAAAGGACUGGGCAGGAAAGGAAAGAGCAAGGAGUGCAGCCUUGGAAACAACGACAAGUCCUGGAGUUUGCUGUGGUCUCUUUCCCAGUACUUUGUGUGUCACUAUAACAAGCGGACUGAAAUCAGCGCCCCCUACAGCCCCCGAAUAGGUGUGUAUCUGGACUGGCCUGCUGGCUCUCUGUCAUUUUAUAGCGUCUCAUACACAAUGACCCUCCUGCACAGGUUCAACACCUCCUUCACUGAGCCCCUCUAUCCAGGGUUUUAUCUUGGUCAUAACUCCAGUGCAACAAUCAGCCAUCUGACACCAUGUGACCACUGACCAGUACCCUGCAAUGGUCACAUGAUAUCUCCACAAGCGCAGGUGUCUUUGUGUUUGUAGUUUAGGAUUAAAAUUGAUUUUACGGGUUGGGUGGGGGGAAGCACCUCUAUGAGUGAAUCUGGUGAUGAGAAUGCUGGGCAAGUGCGACUGUCAGGGUCUCCAAUAUUAUUUGGUUUGAGUAGCCAAUCAGGUGUGUGUGUCAUCAUGAGGGGUGGUGACACCCCAGACCUACAAAUACUAGUCUGACCAGCAGGGGUCACAGCCACAUGUCCUUCAGGCUGACACCCCAACAACUGCUGUGUCCUCUGAGUGUCACUGAAUGUCACUGUUAAGUCAGUCUAUAUAUCGCCUUUCAGUAGUGCUGCUCCAGCAGGACCACAUGCCUGUCUCAGUAUCCAGAGCCUCAUUCCAGUGACUAUUUAGGAGUACAGAGUGACAGAAGUGACUGGAGUGCUGGCCUCUGAACAGACAUUGUCUGUCCCUCAAUUAGUUACUCAGGUGGUCUGUCACCUCUGAAUGAAUUCCCUGUGAAUGGCUAAAGACGAGGACUCACCACUCAGUCACAUGUCGGCCAUACUGAUGAGAGUUUGGUGUUUUACUGAGUCAUUUAGUGUCACGUUAGAAAUUAAACUGUACCUCCUCCUUGUUCUUUCCACUGUCACCCAACCUCAAGGAGAUGAGUCAGCAGACUGACUUCACCAUCACUGUCGGUGUUCAAAGUGACAAUCAGAUGUGACACUUGGGGACACUUUUAUCUUUCCACUUUCACACACAUUCCCAGGUUUAAUUUACAAUUCCCUCAGGACCCCUCAAGGAGCGGCGUGUCACCUGACAUCAGUCUGUGUGAAGAAGCCAUUGAAGGCCCAGGCUGACAACCCCCAGGCCUCACCAGCAGAUAGCGACUAUGACUUCUAAAUCUGUCAUUUCAUGGAGGUUGAGUGGUUAAAAGAAAAAGCAGAAGGUGAAAAAAGAGUGAGGGGUGAGGAUGAUAGAGAAGAGUGUCAGGGUGAUAAAGGGUAAGAUGAGUGACCUGAGAC